This is a messenger RNA of Diversispora eburnea, 164 nucleotides long. NCBI's taxonomy places the organism in Eukaryota, Fungi, Glomeromycota, Glomeromycetes, Diversisporales, Diversisporaceae. The record is from the annotation of a GenBank genome assembly.
AUACAUCAGAUGCUAAAGCAUUAUUGGGUUUAUCAGAAUUUGAAGUAUUAUCAGUUAUAUGCGAUACCGGAGUAUCCUUAUUUUGUGGAAUUAACUGCGUCACUGAAAAUGUCAGAGCGGAGCUCAUGUCUAUAAAAGCACUCUUAAGAGCUGUUCCACAAUAG